UGAAGUUCACAGUAGAUGUCGUUUACAAUUUAAACUGUCAAAGCCAAAGUAUGGCGCCGCCCAGUAAUGUGUAAAGUUUGGUUAAGGUGCCUUAUGUACAAAUGAAUUUUGUGUUCCUUUUAAACCUUUUGCUAAAAAAAAAUCAUUAAAGCUUUUCAUUACGGUGUGAUCUCUGUAAGUGUGAAAAACGUGACAAGUAAACAAUGUUUGAAGUCGAAGAACAAAUGACUAAUAUUACAUAUGUUGAUAUUUCCCCUAAUGAAGUGAACAAUCACCCAUUCUGUCCUCAUGGUCCUACUUUGCUGUUCAGUCGCCAUACUAAAAAAGGUGAUCGUAAAUAUUAUGCAUGUUCUGCCUGCCGAAACAGAAAAUUAUGCAAUUUUUUCCAUUGGGCUGAUGAAAAAUAUUCCAGUGCAAGAAAACAGAUUUGGGAUUGUGAAAGGAAAAAAUUUAUUGGAGACAAAAGUCAUCAAGAACUAUAUGAUUCUUUACACACAUUAAAAUCCUUAAUUUCAAAAAAUCAAGUGAUUUACUGUCAUACCUGCAAUAAAUUUCUCAAGAAUUGUAAUGGAGGAGAACAUGCAGAUCAUAAUGUUAAUGUAAAUAUUUCUCUGCAUCAAAUUAUGCAUCCUACUGAGAUGCUGAAACCUCUCGAGUGUGACAAGAGAGAAGCUCAGUAUCUUUUUUCCAGAGCUUCUGUAAAAGCUUUAAUUAAUAUAGCUCUUCACAACAAUAUUAAUUCAGUUAUCUGUAUUGGUGCUCCCAGAAUUCAUGAAUACAUUAAAACUACACAAGUGGACAUAAGAAGUAUAUUAUUAGAUUUGGAUAAGAGAUAUCAUAUGUUUUAUGGACCAGAAGAUUUCUGUUGGUUUAAUUCAUUCAACUUUCAUUUCUUUUUGGGUCAUUCAUCAGAACAGUCUUUUAUGAACUUUCUCCGUAAUGAUAAAAGGCAUUUGUUGAUUCUUGAUCCUCCAUUUGGAGGAAGACUGGAGCCACUAGCUCACACAUUGAAAAACAUACAAGCUCUUCAUAAAAAAUUACAUCCUUGCUCAAAAAAUGACUUGUCUGUUAUAUUAAUAUAUCCAUACUUCUUGGAACAACAUGUUGUGAGAUGUUUACCAACAUUUAAUAUGAUUGAUUACAAGAUUACAUAUGAUAACCAUCCAUUGUUUUCACAAGGCGCAAAAGCAAGAAAACUUGGAUCACCUGUUAGAAUUUUCACCAAUAUAUGUCCUGAGAAAGUUAUCCUACCAUUUGAUGAAGGUUACAAGUUCUGUGAGAUUUGUGCCUAUUGGGUUAGUCCAGAAAAUAAGCACUGUGACUUUUGCAACAAAUGUACAUCAAAGAAUGGAUCUACUUAUGUACAUUGUAAAAAGUGUCAAAAAUGUGUCAAGCCCACAUGGAAACAUUGUGGGAAAUGCAAACGCUGUUGCCUUGAACCUCACACAUGUGCCUCAAUUGCUCCAUCACAUCAUUGCUAUCACUGUGGUGAAAAAGGUCAUAAAAAAGAAGACUGUAAACUUAUUUCACAAGAUGACAAGGAUAUUCUUGUGGUGAAUAUUUCCAAUAACAGCUAUAAACGGAAAGGGGGCAAAUGUGAAGCAGAUAACAAGAAAAGAAAAGUUGGUAAAAGGCAAUUGAAGUGAUCAUAAAUUCAUUUCAACAGUCAUAACAACCAGUCAAGUGACAGUCAUAACAAAAAGUUACUUGGUCAUCCGUGCGGUACUUAUUAAGAUCAGUUCAGUUUAAUAGUGAACAUGAGUUCAACUUGUCUUCAAGUACAUGUGAAUUAUUCAAAUGAAUGUCAAUUGAUUUUGUGGUUUAUUUUUUAUGCAGAAGACUAAUUACUAUUAACCCUUUGCUGCCUGUACGGUCUUAAAGGAUACUUGCGUGGAGUACAAAUGUGCUCCAAGCCUUUUGUACAAAAUUAUAUAUUAUUGUGUUGAAUUUAGUUAAAUAAAAUAAAUAAAUAAAU
This is a messenger RNA of Gryllus bimaculatus (two-spotted cricket), 1975 nucleotides long. Lineage: Eukaryota; Metazoa; Arthropoda; Insecta; Orthoptera; Gryllidae. The record is from the annotation of a GenBank genome assembly.